Messenger RNA from Anisakis simplex (herring worm), 228 nucleotides. Lineage: Eukaryota; Metazoa; Nematoda; Chromadorea; Rhabditida; Anisakidae. The record is from the annotation of a GenBank genome assembly.
AUGGGCCCUGAUGUAAACUGGAAUAACUAUGGAAACGUGGGACAACUUUUUAUUUCGGCUCUCAAUAAAACUUGGGUGGCUGUUCAACCGACCCUAUUAAAUCCACCAACAAGCGACUAUAAGGUCACAUUCACUGGCUACUCGCUUGGAGGUGCGAUUGCAGCCUUAUCGGCAAUGUUGACCUUCGAAGAAAAACUGAGAUCACCAGAAAAGGUAGGUGCACUUUGA